This is a messenger RNA of Lipotes vexillifer (Yangtze River dolphin), 2220 nucleotides long. RefSeq names its product alpha-L-iduronidase (gene IDUA). The record is from RefSeq and is a predicted model, not a curated record. The transcript has 16 exons. Gene Ontology annotation, biological process: carbohydrate metabolic process. The coding region runs from base 1 to 2220 and encodes 739 amino acids. Gene Ontology annotation, molecular function: L-iduronidase activity. Lineage: Eukaryota; Metazoa; Chordata; Mammalia; Artiodactyla; Lipotidae.
AUGCGCCCACCUCGCCCCCGCGCCGCGCUGCUCGCGCUGCUCGCGCUGCUCGCGCUGCUGGCCGUGUCCCUUGCGGCCGCCGAGGCUCCGCACCUGGUGCGCGUGGACGCGGCCCGCACUCUGCGUCCCCUGCAGCCCUUCUGGAGGAGCACCGGCUUCUGUCCCCCACUGCCGCACAGCCAGGCUGACCGGUAUGACCUCAGCUGGGACCAGCAGCUCAACCUGGCCUACGUGGGUGCCGUCCCUCAUGGUGGCAUCGAACAGGUUCGGACCCACUGGCUGCUGGAUCUCAUCACGGCCAGGGGGUCAGCCACGCAGGGCCUGAGCUACAGCUUCACCCACCUGGACCGGUACCUGGACCUCCUCAGGGAGAACCGGCUCUUGCCAGGCUUUGAGCUGAUGGGCAGCCCCUCCGGACGCUUCACUGACUUUGAGGACGAGCGGCAGGUGUUCGAGUGGAAGAACCUGGUUUCCCUCCUGGCCACGAGAUACAUCGGUAGGUACGGCCUCGAGCACGUUUCCAAGUGGAAUUUCGAGACGUGGAACGAGCCGGACCACCACGACUUUGACAACGUGUCCAUGACCUUGCAAGGCUUCUUGAACUACUACGACGCCUGCUCCGAGGGUCUGCGAGCCGCCAGCCCGGCCCUGCGCCUGGGCGGCCCCGGAGACUCCUUCCACCCGCUGCCGCGCUCCGCGCUCUCCUGGGGCCUCCUGGGGCACUGCCACAACGGCACCAAUUUCUUCACCGGGGAGGUGGGCGUGAGGCUGGAUUACAUCGCCCUCCACAAGAAGGGCGCGGGCAGCUCCAUCUACAUCCUGGAGCAGGAGGCGGCGGUCGUGCGGCAGAUACAGCGGCUCUUCCCCAAGUUCGCGGACACCCCCGUUUACAACGACGAGGCCGACCCGCUGGUGGGCUGGUCCCUGCCGCAGCCCUGGAGGGCCGACGUGACCUACGCUGCCAUGGUCGUGAAGGUCAUCGCACAGCACCAGAACCUGCUGGUGGCCAACACCAGCUCCUCCGUCCGCUACGCGCUCCUAAGCAACGACAACGCCUUCCUGAGUUACCACCCGCACCCCUUCUCUCAGCGCACGCUCACCGCGCGCUUCCAGGUCAACGACACGCACCCGCCGCACGUGCAGCUGCUGCGCAAGCCGGUGCUCACGGCGAUGGCCCUGCUGGCCCUGCUGGACGGCGAGCAGCUCUGGGCUGAGGUGUCGCGGGACGGGACGGUGCUGGACAGCAACCACACGGUGGGCGUCCUGGCCAGCACCCACCACCCCGUGGGCCCCGCCGACGCCUGGCGCGCCACGGUGCUGGUCUACGCGAGCGACGACACCCGCGCCCACGCCAACCGCAGCGUACCCUUGACUCUGAGCCUGCACGGAGUGCCCCCGGGCCCGGAGGUCGUCUUUGUCCAGCUCUACAUGGACAACUGGCUCUGCAGCCCCUACGCCGAGUGGCGGCGCCUGGGCAGGCCCGUCUACCCCUCUGCUGAGCAGUUCCGGCGCAUGCGCGCGGCCGAGGACCCGGCGGCCGUGAUGCCGCUCCCUUUUCCCAGCAGCGGCCGCCUGACGCUGCGCCCUUUGCUGCCUCUGCCCUCGCUCUGGCUGGUGCACGUGUGCGCGCGCCCGGAGGAGCCGCCGGGGCAGGUGACCGGGCUCCGUGCUCUCCCCUUGACCCGCGGGCAGCUGCUUUUGGUCUGGUCCGAUGAGCGUGUGGGCUCCAAGUGCCUGUGGACCUAUGAGAUCCAGUUCUCCCCGGAGGGUGUGGUGUACCUGCCCAUCAUCAGGAAGCCUUCAACCUUUAACCUCUUCGUGUUCAGCCCAGACACGGCUGUUGUCUCCGGCUACUACCGGGUUCGUGCUGUGGACUACUGGGCCCGACCAGGCCCUUUCUCGAGCCCCGUGUGGUACCUGGGGGUCCCUGCCCCGCAAGGCCCAGUCACCCCCGGCUCCUGUCCGCAUGGAAAGGGCGGGGCACCAGGGCCCACCAGCGGCCUCAUCCUGGGCUGGGGAUGGCGAAGGAAGGACGCCCAGUCUUUAGAAGCAGGGCUGUUGCCAUCGCAACCAGCCUCUUCCUCUGCCGCGCUUGCCCAGCUCGAGGCCACCCAUCCCUAUGGUGCCUGUGACCGAGAGUCGCCGGCAGCACCCCCAGUGUCCCUCGGGGAGGAGGGGUCCCUCCCGCAGUGGUCCCAGCACAGGUGCAGGAGUGGCUAG